Messenger RNA from Panicum hallii, 3284 nucleotides. RefSeq names its product auxin response factor 11. Gene Ontology annotation, cellular component: nucleus. Gene Ontology annotation, molecular function: protein binding; DNA binding. The record is from RefSeq and is a predicted model, not a curated record. The transcript is spliced from 14 exons. Bases 190 to 3036 code for a protein of 948 amino acids. Gene Ontology annotation, biological process: regulation of DNA-templated transcription; response to hormone. Lineage: Eukaryota; Viridiplantae; Streptophyta; Magnoliopsida; Poales; Poaceae.
CUCGCCGCGCUCUCGCCUCUCGGGGAGAGGAGGCACAGACAAAAGCCAAGUGGCAUGCAGGCAUUCUGAUUCCUGAGUUUGAGCUACCAAUGGCCAAGUGCGCAUAAGCUGGGAACCGAGCAUUCGUCGCUAGAGCUUGGCAUCAAGGAAGCCUCGGUUUUUCAGCUCCGGGUUGGGGGGCUUCCGGAGAUGGCGUCCUCGCAGGAGAAGGCCACGUCGGGUGUCCUGCGGAACGCGGCGGCGUUGCUCGACGAAAUGCAGCUCAUGGGAGAGGCGCAGGGUGCAAAGAAGGUGAUCAACUCCGAGCUCUGGCACGCCUGUGCCGGGCCGCUGGUGUGCUUGCCGCAGCGGGGCAGCCUCGUCUACUACUUCCCCCAGGGGCACAGUGAGCAGGUUGCGGCUACCACUAAGAAGGUACCGAAUUCACGCAUCCCGAACUACCCGAGCCUCCCGUCUCAGCUGCUAUGUCAAGUCCACAACAUUACUUUGCAUGCUGACAAGGAAACUGAUGAGAUUUAUGCUCAGAUGACCCUUCAACCAGUGCACUCGGAAACUGACGUUUUCCCAAUUCCAACUCUUGGUGCUUACACCAAAAGCAAGCAUCCCACAGAAUAUUUCUGCAAAAAUUUGACGGCAAGUGAUACAAGUACACAUGGUGGUUUCUCAGUGCCACGCAGGGCUGCAGAGAAGCUGUUCCCACAACUUGAUUACUCAAUGCAGCCUCCUAAUCAAGAACUUAUUGUUCGAGAUUUGCAUGAUAACCUGUGGACAUUUCGUCACAUUUAUCGUGGGCAGCCAAAGAGACACCUUCUAACAACUGGAUGGAGUCUUUUUGUUGGGGCCAAACGGCUCAAAGCAGGAGAUUCUGUCUUAUUUAUCAGGGAUGAGAAGUCACAACUCCUUGUGGGUGUUAGACGGGCCACCCGACAACAACCGCCUUUGUCAUCAUCUGUCCUGUCUACCGACAGUAUGCACAUAGGUGUUCUUGCUGCUGCGGCUCAUGCCGCAUCAAGUGGUGGCUCAUUUACUAUCUACUACAAUCCUCGGACAAGUCCGUCGCCAUUUGUAAUUCCUCUUACAAGGUACAAUAAGGCCACAUAUAUGCAGCCAUCAGUUGGAAUGAGGUUUGCAAUGAUGUUUGAGACAGAGGAGUCAAGCAAGCGCAGAUGCACCGGUACAAUUGUGGGAAUUAGCGACUAUGAUCCGAUGCGAUGGCCGAACUCAAAAUGGCGUAACUUGCAGGUAGAAUGGGAUGAACAUGGGUAUGGAGAAAGAUCUGAAAGAGUUAGCCUAUGGGAUAUUGAAACCCCAGAAAACUCUCUGGUUUUCUCUUCUCCAUUGAAUUCGAAGCGGCAAUGUCUUCCUAGUUAUGGAGUUCCUGGGCUACAAAUUGGAUCUGUAAAUAUGUCAUCAAUUCCAAGGGCACAAGCAAAUCCUUUUGGUAACUUGCAACACAUGCCAGGGAUCGGCUCAGAGUUGGCUUUGAUGCUUCUGAAUCAAUCUGGCCAGAACCUCGGAAGUCCGCUUGCUUGUCAGCAAUCCUCAUUCUCUAGUAUUAUUCAAAAUGUUAAGCAUGGCUAUAUCCCUCCAUCAACAUUUGGUUCUUCCACUGGUUCAGUAAAGCAAGAAAACAUGCUCUCAAAUGAAGCCCAACAGCAGUUGAAUGCACCUAAUAUUGAGAAAGAUGAUCAAGUAAGCUGUGAAGUUCAGCCAAGUAUUGAUUCAAUUUCUGUGCAGGAGCUAAAUGUUAAAGCAAGAGGGCCCAGAAACACAGAUUCAUACUCAAGUCAAAGUAUUUCGGAUCAAAACAGCAAGGGUGAGCCUAGAACUAAAACUCGAAGGAGCAAGAAGGGCUUGUCUCACAAAUCCAUUUCAGAUAAAUCUGAGCUUUCUUCAGUGCCUUCUCAGAUUUAUGAUAACAAGCGGCAUGGUUCAGAACCAAAAUUGGUUGAUUGUGAAGCCGAACAAGUUAACUGUGGAGAUAAUGAAGAUUCAUCCGGUGCACUUACUCGAGGUGGUUUUGCUGGAGAGCCGCAAGUUCAGCAGGUUGAACAACAUGAACUACUGUCACCACCAAAGCUGGAAUCGUCCAAAUCACCUGAUGGAGGGAAGUCAGUCAGCUCAUUUCCAAACCAAGGGUGUUCUCCACAGUUCUUUGAGGGUCUGGAUUGGGUAAUUCAGCCUUCCUAUUACCAGGACUCCAAUGGCAUUCAUUCAGUUAGCGGAUCAGAGAACAUUUUGAAUCAAUCUACAGAUAUAACUUCUGCUAUAAAUGCUGAUACCAUGGAGGCAUUUCAGACCUCUUGCCUUUCAGAGUGCUUUCCCAAUUCAGUUCAAGAGUUUAUCAGCAGUCCAGAUCUGAAUUCACUAACAUUUAUGUCGCAUGACAUGCAACAUUUCGAAGGUCAACAUGAGGUGAACAACCUGCCAAGCACAUCCAACUCAUAUGUGCAAAUGAGUUACUCAGAGGAAAGCGGAAAUCAGAGUGCAUCGUUAAGUGGCCUGCACAUGGAAGCUAUCCAUAUAAACAGCUCAUGCUCUGAACCAGUGGCAACUGGGAGCUUUGAUACAGGAAUGUUCUCAAAGUUGCCAGAUUUAAGAGAAUCCCAAGUAUUGCCUCUGCAAGAGAUCCAUAACAGUUCCAUGGGAACCCCUUCCUGCAGUAUGGAUGCAGCCGAGUACAGCAUUGAUCGGAGUGCGAAGCCGAUGAGACCACCUGUCCGUACAUAUACAAAGGUCCAAAAGCUGGGAUCAGUUGGAAGAUCUAUUGAUGUUACACGAUAUAGAGAUUACCAUGAGUUGAGGUCAGCCAUCGCGUGCAUGUUUGGACUCCAGGGGAAAUUGGAACAUCCUGGCAGUUCAGACUGGAAGCUUGUGUAUGUUGACUACGAGAACGAUGUUCUUCUCGUUGGAGACGAUCCAUGGGAGGAAUUCAUCAACUGUGUCAGAUGCAUCCGGAUUUUAUCGCCUUCAGAAGUACAGCAGAUGAGCGAGAAUGGCGUGCACGUCUUGAAUGAUUGCAUCCAAAUAGCUUAGUAAGAACUGCUCUGCAGCCUGCACAAGCACAAUGUAACACUGCAACGCGAGAAAUGAGUGCCUCAGUAGCAUAGUUGUGCUGUAAAUAAAAGAUAUGCGCAUCGAGUUCUCUGGAUGUUUUAUUUCUUUUCUAGCAUGAGAAGAGACAACUUGUUACGAAGAAGAAACGGGUUGUUCCUGUAAUGAUCGAGUUACCAACAUACCAUAGACGUAGGAGCAGACUGAAUGGCUAAUAGCAUGUUUGACAA